ACGUAACGGGUUGGGUGACGGUUGGUGUAACCCGGCGCGGGGGCGGUUAAAGGGAGGAAACUUCCUUCACAGAUUGAAAGCGGGGUUCAGGCUCGUUCGCUUUGUAAUUCACAGAGUAAAUACAGUACGAAGUUGGGAGGGGCACCGCCCACACGCCGGUAUGGAGGCACAGAAUAUAUACCAUGCAGAUAAAAACCAUUCAGAUCCAGCUGGUCUGUUUGAGCCUCUUGUUGUUCUGGAGUUUUCUGCCACAGCCAAACGGUCAUCAGUGGAGUGGCUGCUAGCAAAACUUCAGGCCUUGAAAACUGAUGGAGGUGCAGACUUGGCAGUGCGUACUUUGUACAUAGAGCACAGUUCUGACAAUCAUGAGGAGCCUGCUGUGGAAACCAUGCUUUUGGUAACGGCCAGCACAGAACGGCUUCUACUGGCUGCUGAAAUGAUGGAGAUGAAGAAGAAACACAAAGAUGGUUUUCAUCGGGAAGUCACAGUGCAGGACAUUGAGAACUUUGAUGGGUCUGAGGAUUUGGGAUCAUUCUUCACACAGGCAGAAAAACAGCGACUGAUCUUUAAGGAGAUUGAAAAUAUCAGAGCUGGAGAGUUAGAUCAACAUGUGCCAGGCUAUGAGAACAUCAAGCUCUAUCCUGGCAAAAGCAUCAUAAAGAAGUACUUGAGCCGGCGUAUUUUACUGCAAAUCUAUCCUGUCCAUGAUAGUGAAGCCCUUAAACGCCUGGGAGAUGAAUGGUAUCAGCCACAUAAAGCAUUCAGUCGGCAGCCUAUUGACAAGAUUCAGAAGUACUUUGGGGAGAAGAUAACUCUCUACUUUGCCUUCUUAGGCCUUUACACUGUUUCCCUCAUACCUCCAGCAGUGAUUGGCGUCAUUUAUUUUGUCACUUCAUGGCGAAGCGUUUAUCGAGAAGCAAUUUUUGCCAUUUUUAACCUCAUCUGGUCCACCAUCUUUCUUGAGACCUGGAAACGUUAUUGCGUAGAGCUGACAUACUCCUGGGGCACCAUCAACACAGCUGUCUCAAAGUUUGAGGAGCCCCGAGCCAACUUUUAUGGCACUUUAGGAAGAAAUCCAGUGACUGGAAAACCAGAAGUGGUCUACCCCAAGUGGAAGAGAGCACUGAGGUUCUACGCUGUCACGGUGCCUGUGAUUAGCCUCUGUCUUUUUGUGGCUUUCUUGGUGAUGUUGUUCUACUUCUGGAUGCAGAAAUGGGCGGACUCUCUGCAUGAAGAGGAUAAGGGAUGGAUCAGCUUUAUGCUUCUGUUUGUUCCUACUGCUAUUUAUGCAGUGAUCAUUGGAAUUUUGAACAGUAUUUAUCGUAUUGUAGCCAAAAAGCUGAAUGAUUUUGAAAACCAUAGACUCGACUCAUCAUACGAAAAUCACCUGGUGCUGAAACUCAUACUAUUUGACUUUGUUAACUGUUUCAUUUGCCUAUUCUAUGUGGCAUUCUACUUGCAAGACAGAGCGGUGCUUAAGAGUUUUCUGUCCACACUGCUGGUUACCCAGCAAGUGAUCGGUCAAAUUCGAGAGGCUAUGGUGCCAUUCCUUUUCCUGCAUCGUCGCAGCAAACAACUGGAUAUUGCCUUGAAGAAGCGACAAGUGUUACAGGAAAAUGAUGAAGCUUUAGAUGUUGAUGCUUCUGUGAAAAAGAAGGUUGUGGUAGAGAGUUCCAUGGACAAAUAUGAGGGAACAAUGGAUGACUACUUAGAGUUGUUUCUUCAAUUUGGAUAUGUCUAUCUCUUCUCCUCCGCUUUUCCACUGGCGGCAGUUUGGGCUUUUCUUAACAAUGUGACAGAGAUACGAUGUGAUGCCUUCAAGAUGUGUCGCAUCUUUCAGCGACCUUUCUCAGAGCCUGCUUCAAGCACUGGAAUUUGGCAGAUUGCCUUUGAGGUGAUUGGUGUAAUCUCUGUGCUGACAAACUGUGCACUCAUAGGCAUGGAUCCGGAGGUUCAAAAACUGCUUCCAUCUGAUAUCACAGCUAUCAACAUGGUCUUGAUUUUUGUUGGUGUUGAGCAUAUUGUGCUGGCCAUAAAGAUGGCAAUAAGCUACUUCAUCCCUGAUGUACCCCGAUGGGUAGAGGUGAAUCUGGCAAAAAUGGAGUAUGAGACAAAGCAAGCCUUGCUAAAGGAGCGCAUAGCGACAGCAGCUCGCAAGAAACAAAUGCUGCGAAUUUUUAAAAGGCCUGCCAGAGAUACCAUGCAGUGAAGACUAGUACUGUUGUAUUUAGCAUUUAUUUUCUAUCUUUCUUCCACAAUUUUAGCCUUAUAUUAUUUAUUGAAUUGAAAGUAGCAGAUAUCUGAAGAAAGCUGAAGGACAGUCAUCAUAGAAAAUUUAAGGGAAUUUAUCAGCACCGCUAUCAGUAUUUCCUUGGAUGCCUGACAAAAGAGACUAAUUGAGGAGGUGCAUGCCAUGAAGAUGCCUUCCUACCAGAUUGUAUUUUUUCAUGUUUCGUUCCGAAAAGUGUUUUAAAUACUUCCUUUCAAGGUUUUACAUUGAGGUGACAUAUGUUCAAAGGUGCAAUAUUCUGAAGCAGAGAUUUUAAGUAGACAUGUUAAGUGAUGAGCUUCACUUAAAGAAACAAAUGUCACGCAAUAAACCAUAAUGUGACAGUUCCACUCUGUCACGAGCAUUUAUCUCGUUUGUAUUAGAUAUUAUUCUUCAGGUAUAUCAGGGUGCUUUUUUUCUCAUGUUGUUUAUUGCUUGUAUAUAAACUUAAACCCAGCAAACAGUGAACAAACAUAAUGCUUCCCUUUAACCUAUUUUAAAUUAAAGAAGUUUUAGGAAUGUUUCUUGCUUGUGCAAACUAAACUUUUGUUUAUAUUGUUGCAAAAUAUUGAGUCAUUUUGAGAGAAUGUUUAUCCUGUUUAACACUAAUUCUUCCUAAGAAUAGCAAAUAUUUUCUAUUUUCUGGGCCAUAUGCUAGUAACGCUGUUACACUGAGUUUCUGCCUUGUUGCUGUGGCAUUUCAGUCAUACAGCAAUGCCACAAGCAGAAUUCAAACAGCAUUAUAAAACUAAUCUCGAGUAUCAAAAGCAAACAACAUCAAAACUGAACCCAGUCAGAAAGUAAUUUUUAAAUUUUACUGCAAUGAAAGCCUUGAAGAUGAGCCACUCCAGCAUAAUGAUCACUCAAGCAUAAAGUGUACAGCAUGUGGCGUGUGUUGUUUCCAACCAAGGGCCUCCACAUCAUGUUUAGUAUAUUUAUACAAGUUUCUUUGUCUAUGAUUAUUUAUACUAUAAAAUGCUAUAGUAAAGCUUUUUCCAGAGUUAAAUAUAUCUCUAUGUUUGAGUUUUGAACAUAGUAUUUAUGAACGGUUUUAACCCAUGCUAUGCUAUUUUAAUGGUUCCAUGCUAAUGUACCUAUUACCUCUGUGAUUCAAGAUGCAGUAAUACCUGCUGGUACAUGUUGAACCUUAAGUGGUAUAUUUUUGCUAAUCCUGUUCUUGAUCUUCCCUAAUGAAAUAUGAUAUUUUUAGUUAACUUUCUUUGGUGUGAACAUUUUUAAAACUUGAUUUGUGCACAGUUGUUCACUCAUAUAUGUGCACUCACAAACACAAGAUUUGUUUGCACAAAUAAUCUGAAGUGGUUUUAUGAAAUCUUAUGUGUUGGCAUAUCAAUGCACUGUGAUUAUGUUGAAAACAUGUUUAUAAAUAUUUAAGCAAGUAGGCCAAGAGGAAUAACCGCCUCUUGCUUACUUUAGACUAUAUGGAGUUGGAAAUGGAGGAAGAAAACAAUCACACACCCUCCACAAGUUUUUGCAAGCAUCUUAGCUGUCUGAAUGCAUUAAGACAGCAGUCUGACAGUGUACUAUGCACCUUGCCCAGGGUUUUAGCAGUUCUUCCUGUGAUAGUUACUAAUAUGAUGUCUUGUACUGUUUCUGUAAUUUUAAGAUCACUUUGUCAGCUGAAAAUGGCAGAGGGUCCAUUAGAUUGGUUGUUGCCUUCAGUUUUAAAUGGCACAUUACCCUAGAAUGAAAUAUGCUUAACUAGGCCUGAAACAGCUACUGCUUGCUCAGCAUUCUAGUGGAUGUUCUGGAGUAUCUAGAAGAGUUAUCAUUACUUAAAGGAACAAACAGGAUCUUUAGUUUUUUUUCACAGUUGUUGGAUGUUGACAAUUUUUAAAGUAUUUUUCAGCAUAAUGUAUUUUCAUUUGUAAACUUUUAAUAUUUUGCACCAUCAUCAUAAUCAUCGUCAUCAUCAUAUCUGUUCCCGCUACUCUGAAAAAUGUGAUCAGGAUCUCAUCUAUAUUGAAAAAGUUCUCCUUAUUAGAAGUUUGACAAAAUAUUCACAAGACUGUUUCAGAACUGUGCACCACGAUUCAGCUUGUCAUCUUGUAUCAUCACUUUCUAAAAUGGUUAAAAAUUGUAAAGGUCCUGCUUCUUAAUGGCCAUAUAUAGUUGCAGUGCACUGUGAUUCACCAUAUUAAGGCCAUGCAUGUGGAACAAAGAGUCUUUAACGUUUACCUCACUAGAUAAUUUGGUACCUACUGCUGCUGAGUUGACCAGUCAGAGAAUGCCUCAAGCUAAUAACCCCCUGCACUGAGAUUAAGUGCACUAAGCACUUGAUUAUAGCAGUCAAAAUAUAAUAUAAAUUGACAAAUUAAACAGGAUUACUGUGUUCAUUACUGUACUUAGAAUGCUACGAGGAAGGGAAAAAAUUAUCGUCAUCAAGAUCACAUUUGUUCCUUAGCAUUUUAAAAAUAAAAACUUUGUUUAGUAUUUAGACAUAUAGUUACUGUUGUAAAACAAAUAGCAGUCAAACUUUAAAUGUUACCUGGAUGAAAGUAUUUCUAUAUUUAGUAUGUUAUUCAUAUUUUAGGCUGCUGCUGACCAAAGAAAAUAUGGCUCAACAAAUUAUUUUAACUUCUGGCAAGUUUUUAGGUCAGAUCUUCUACCUAGUUGAUGCUGCAAUAUUGUUAUGCUUAUACUUUCCUUGGAUAGUGUUUUUUAAAGUAAACAAAUGAAGUAAGGUUAAUGGAUUUGUCACAUGAUUAAGUAUGAAACAACCAUUCUUUCUGUAUUCUUUGCAAUAUUUAUGAUAAUGUACUUGUUUAAUUAGUUCUUAGAUAAAAACUUUGAAUAAGCAGUUGUACAGCCUUUAUUGCAUUUGCUGUUGAAUGCUGCCUAGUGCUAUAAAUGCCUUCAACCAUCAUGUCAAAAUUUGCAGUGACAAGAGAAAUUUUUUAUUUUGUUAUUAAAAAAAGACAUGUGUAACAUAUAUAUAUAAAUGAAUAUUGUAUAAUAUGAAUGAAAUUUUUAACAUUUUUAUAAAGUUAUCCUUUUUUCUCUAAAGAAGCAUUUCUUUAUCCAUGAACAAAGUAAAAUUAAUCAUCUUUUCUAGUAUUUUUGCUUGUUAGCUUUGGGAACAUCUGAUCCAUCAAACAUUAUCAAGCAAACAAUAGUGCAGAUGGUCUCUGUUAAAGAUAGUAAUUACGUUUUCUCUGACAGUCAUACAAAUUAUCAUCAUAUAUACAGCUCUUGAAAAGUUAUAGAGACAAAAUAAUGUCAGUAAGUUUCACCAACUGUAGCCAAAGUAGUUGUUACAAGAAAAUGUGUUCUGCAAACUGAAACGAUACUGCCAAGUUGGUCUAGUCAUCAGGUGUUUUUUUUACUGCCAGAUUUUGAAGGGUGAUAACUUAUUUGAUAAAUGCUGUCAUAUAUUUAGUCAUUAAUGCAUCAUCACCAUCAUGUUUGUUGUCAUAAUUGUUAUUUUUAUUAAUGGUUUGUUAUCAGCAUAAUGAUCCCUGUUUAAUGGUGUUGGUGACAGCAGUGAUAAGCAAGUGAAAGCAUGUUUUAUGUUAUCUCCCUUUCUGCCAAACUUCAUCUUGAAAUUAUAACGUGUAACAUUUUCUCAUAGCUUCUCUGGAGUGUUAAAAAAUUUGAAUCUUUAGCUUUUGUGGUAGAGCACUGUAAGAUUUUUCCUUGAGGGAAACAGUGUAGCAUGGGUUUUGUGUCAACCCAUUGUAAAGUGUUGUUCAAAUAUACAUGCAUUUUAUUUUUAUUUAAAUCUUUACAGUUAAAUCAUAUCCUGUAUCUUAAGGUUUUGCCAUAUUUGCCUACUUUUUAUAUAUUGCAAACUCUUUGAAUCAAAUUUUAAAUCAC
Messenger RNA from Pomacea canaliculata, 6103 nucleotides. Its product is annotated as anoctamin-10-like. Gene Ontology annotation, molecular function: chloride channel activity. Gene Ontology annotation, biological process: chloride transmembrane transport. Bases 161 to 2209 code for a protein of 682 amino acids. The transcript has 14 exons. Lineage: Eukaryota; Metazoa; Mollusca; Gastropoda; Architaenioglossa; Ampullariidae. Gene Ontology annotation, cellular component: plasma membrane. The record is from RefSeq and is a predicted model, not a curated record.